UGUGAAUAUUACAAUAGAAAUUCUAUUUGCCCUGAGCCCACAGUACCAGGGGGAUUCAGAGAAAAAGGAUCUACACCAUACAGGCAUGGUGAUUCUGUGACAUUUACGUGUAAAGCCAACUUCACCAUGAAAGGAAACAAAUCUGUCUGGUGCCAAGCAAAUAAGACGUGGGGACCGACGCCCCUGCCGACCUGUGAGAGCGAUUUCCCUCUGGAGUGUCCUCCACUUCCCACAAUCCCCAAUGGACAUCACACAGGGGAGGCUGGUGGCGUCUUUGCCCCAGGAUUGUCUGUGACUUACACCUGUGAACCUGGUUACUUGCUUCAUGGAAGAAAGAUCAUUAACUGCUUGUCUUCGGGAGACUGGAGUGCUGCUACCCCCACAUGUGAAGAGGCAAAGUGUGAAUCUCCAAAACGACUUCUCAAUGGACAGGUAGAGAAGCCUCCCAGUCUUCGGGCUGGUGCAACUGUGAACUUUUCCUGUAAUGAAGGGUAUCGAUUACAAGGCCCACCUUCUAGUCAGUGUGUCAUUGCUGGACAGCGAGCUGCUUGGACCAGGAUGCCAGUAUGUGAAAGAAUUUUUUGCCCACCACCUCCCUCCAUUUUCAAUGGAAGACAUACAAGCAGCUCUUCAGCAAAACUUCCAUAUGGAAGCACAGUCACUUACACUUGUGACCCGAGCCCAGAGGACGGAGUGAACUUCAUCCUGAAAGGGGAGAACACCAUCCAUUGUACAACUGAUAGUCAGAAGAUUGGGACCUGGAGUGGCCCUGCUCCACGCUGUGAACUUUCUACUUCUGCAGUUCAGUGUCCACAUCCCCAGAUCCCAAGAGGCCAAAUGUUAUCUGUGCAGAAAGAUCAAUAUUCCUAUAAUGACACUGUGGUAUUUGAUUGCAUAUCUGGCUUCACCUUGAAAGGCAGCAGGAGAAUCAGAUGCAAUGCCCACGGCACGUGGGAGCCCCCAGCUCCAGUCUGUGAAAAGGAAUGCCAGGUUCCUCCUAAAAUCCUCAAUGGGAGAAAGGAAGAUGGACACAUGGUCCGCUUUGACCCUGGAACAUCCAUAAAAUAUAGCUGUGACCCUGGCUAUGUGCUGGUGGGAGAAGAAUCCAUACGUUGUACCUCUGAGGGGGUGUGGACACCUACGGCUCCCCAAUGCAAAGUGGCAGAGUGUGAACCUAUAGGAAAGCAACUCUUUACAAAACCCCAGAAUCCAUUUAUUAGACCAGACGUUAACUCUUCUUGUGACAAGGGGUACCGGUUGAGUGAGAGUGUUUAUCAGCAGUGUCAAGGCACAAUUCCUUGGUUUAUGGAGAUUCGUCUUUGUAAAGAAAUCACCUGCCCACCACCCCCUGCCAUCUACAAUGGGAAACACACAGGAAGUUCCUCAGAAGAUGUUCCAUAUGGAACCACGGUCACUUACACAUGUAACCCCGGGCCAGAGAGAGGAGUGGAGUUCAGCCUCAUUGGGAAGAGCACCAUCCGGUGCAUAAGCGAUGAUCAAGAGAGAGGCACCUGGAGUGGCCCUGCUCCUCUCUGUAAACUGUCCCUCCCUCCUAUCCAGUGUUCACAGGCCCAUGUUGCAAAUGGAUACAAGAUAUCUGGCAAGGAAGCCCCGUAUUUCUACAAUGACAGUGUGACUUUCAAGUGUAAUGAUGGAUUUACUUUGAAAGGCAGUAGUCAGAUUCGUUGCAAAGCCAAUAAUACCUGGGAUCCUGAAACACCAGUUUGUGAAAAAGGCUGCCAGCCACCUUCUGGGCUCCACCACGGUCAGCAUACGGGUGGAAAUACGGUCCUCUUUGUCUCUGGGAUGACUGUACACUACACUUGUGACCCUGGCUACUUGCUUGUGGGAAAUAAGUCCGUUCACUGUAUGCCUUCAGGAAAUUGGAGUCCUUCUGCCCCACGGUGUGAAGAAGCAUGUCAGCCUAUGAGGGAAGACCUUCAAGAGCUUCCAGUUGGUUCACGUGUGGAACUAGUUAACGCGUCCUGUCAAGAUGGCUACCAGUUGACUGGACAUGUUUAUCAGAAGUGUCAAGAUGCUGAGAAUGGGGUUUGGUUCCAAAAGAUUCCACUUUGUAAAGUUAUUCACUGUCAACCUCCACCAGCAAUUGACCACGGGAGGCACACGGGCAUGGCGGCAGAGCACUUUCUAUAUGGAAAUGAAGUCUCUUAUGAAUGUGACCAAGGAUUCCAUCUUUUGGGAGAGAAAAAUGUGUGGUGCACAAGUGAUUCAAAAGGACAUGGAACUUGGAGCGGACCUCCCCCACAGUGCUUGCGAUCUCCGCCUGUAACUCACUGCCCUAACCCAGAAGUCAAACAUGGGUACAAGCUCAAUAGAACUCUUUCCAUGUAUUCCCACAAUGACAUAGUCUACAUUGCUUGCAAUCCCAGCUUCAUCAUGAAUGGCAGUCACGUGAUUAGGUGUCAUACUGAUAACACAUGGAUGCCAGGUGUACCCAUUUGUAUCAGAAGGGCUUUCUUAAGGUGUCAGCCUCCAUCUAAGAUCCCCAAUGGGAAUCACACUGGUGGAAAUAUAGCUCAGUUUGUCCCUGGAAUGUCAGUCCUGUACAGCUGUGACCCGGGCUACCUGCUGGUGGGAGAAGCGCUCCUCCUUUGCACACACGACGGAACCUGGAGCCAACCUGCCCCUUAUUGCAGAGAGGUAAACUGUAGGCCCCCAGAGGAUAUGGAUGGAAUCCAGAAGGGGCUGGAACCUAGGAAAAUGUAUCAGUAUGGAGCUAUCGUCACUCUGGAGUGUGAAGACGGGUAUACCAUGGAAGGCAGUCCCCAGAGCCAGUGCCAGGAUGAUCACCAGUGGAACCCACCCCUGGCUGUUUGCAGAUCCCGUAAGUGCAAAGGGCUCCAUUGUUGCUUGUACCUGGCCCAUGGAGAGAUGAGAGUGACAGGUCUCCCUCAAUGUCGGAGACUCCUGGGCUUUCAGUUGACAUAG
Molecule: messenger RNA, 2949 nt
Organism: Galeopterus variegatus (Sunda flying lemur)
Lineage: Eukaryota; Metazoa; Chordata; Mammalia; Dermoptera; Cynocephalidae
Product: complement receptor type 2-like
Exons: 17
Biological process (GO): negative regulation of complement activation, classical pathway
Source: RefSeq, a predicted model, not a curated record